ACUUUAAAAAUGAAACUUUAGUAAUAAGAUUUCAAAUACACCAGUGCUUUAAUAAUGACAUACAGUUGCUUUUAGCUGGAGCUAAUAGUUUUAACACAACAGAUCCAAUGGAUAUUGAUAGUUUUCGAUAUAUUGAUGAGUUUUAUACAGUACACUGGAAUAUAAAACUGAACAGAAACUCAUUAUAUUACCUAACAGUAUCAGCAAUUGGUACAUAUGGAACCAGUAGCUCUGAUUUAACAGAAAUAAGCAAAUAUAAUGUAAAGGAUAUAAUGAUAGAGAAGAGUGAGGGUAUUGUCUGUUUUGUUUGUGUUACUGAAAUGUUUAAUGAAUGUCAAGUAAUGAUAGCAUCAGUAGCAACAACACUGAUACCACAAUCAACACAAACUAAUGGAACAUGUUACUCAUUUACUGAUAAUGGAACAUACACUGUAUAUGCACAUGAUAUUGAGAAUGGACUAAUAAUACUGACACCAGCAGUAGUUAUACAAUAUACAGUGGACUGGAUUGAACCAUCAGGCACAGAAAACAUAGUUGAUGGGCCUGAAUCAUCAGGUAAAGAAACUGCUCCUACCUUGUCUACUUCAGCAUUAGUCAGCACUACCACUAUUAUUACCACUAAUAUUGAUAAUCAAAUCUCAAUAGGUCAAUCACUGAUCAUUAAUAUAGUACUUGGAAGCCUCCUUGGGCUAACAACAUGUGCUGUUUUCAUACUGAUAGUAAUAAUAAUACUCAAGAAAAGAGGUAAAACAAGGUCUGAAAACUUUAUGCAGCCUUGCACUCAACAAGAGACUGUUGAAAGUCCUGUUACCAUUAAGGAGGAUCCAUUUUACGAAAUGAUGAGUGAUGAAAUACCAAACACUACCAACAACUACUACUUUACUAGUACUAGCAGCAAUGUUGAUAUGAUAUAUGAGAUCCCAGAAACAGGACCACAAGUCUCAUCCCAUCCAUAUAGAGUUGGAUACCACUGACUGAUGCUUCAUAUACUUAUAAUAACAUAAAUACAUGUAGUUUAGAGUAUGUCAAAUGUCUAGGUAUAAAGUUUAAACUCAUUUAUUUUUCUUUCA
Amphimedon queenslandica is the source of this 1070-nucleotide messenger RNA. RefSeq lists its product as uncharacterized. NCBI's taxonomy places the organism in Eukaryota, Metazoa, Porifera, Demospongiae, Haplosclerida, Niphatidae. The transcript has 7 exons. The coding region runs from base 108 to 974 and encodes 288 amino acids. The record is from RefSeq and is a predicted model, not a curated record.